Molecule: messenger RNA, 1689 nt
Organism: Talaromyces marneffei
Lineage: Eukaryota; Fungi; Ascomycota; Eurotiomycetes; Eurotiales; Trichocomaceae
Exons: 5
Coding region: 1-1689 (562 amino acids)
Source: RefSeq, a predicted model, not a curated record
AUGGAAUCUACGAUUCAAGAUGAAUCAGGAGCUCUGUCUUCGUGGGAACAAGACGCGAAGGCGAAAAGAGACAGAGUCAAUGCGCUUAUUCCUGAAGCAUGGCGUCUUCCAUCCAUACCAUCUUCCAUCGAGCAAAAGGAUGUAACGGGUGAAUAUAUCAGACAAUUCCUAACUGCCAAAGAAGUUGAGAUUACCGAAACUGAUGCCUGCGAUAUCGUCUUGCGGACUGCGAGUGGUGCAUGGAAAGCACGUGAAGUCGCUGAAGCGUUUUGUCAUCGAGCAGCGCUGGCACAUCAACUUACUAAUUGCCUGCAUGAGAUUUUCUUUGACGCUGCCUUAGCCGAUGCCCAGGCUCAGGACAACUACUUCGCCACCCACAAGAAGCCGAUUGGACCACUUCAUGGCCUUCCUGUCAGUCUCAAGGACCAGUUUCAUGUGAAGGGCGUUGAGACGACGAUGGGUUAUAUAGGUUGGAUGGGUACAUUUGAGGGCCUCAGAGGCACCGGUAAAGAGCUCGUCUACGAAUCAGAGAUGGUACGCGAACUACGCUCUCUCGGCGCUAUUCUGUAUUGUAAAACCGCGGUACCACACACACUGAUGGCCGGUGAGACAGUUAACAACAUCAUUGGGUAUACAUGGAGCCCUAAAAACAGACUUCUCUCGGCGGGUGGUAGUUCAGGCGGCGAAGGUGCCUUGAUCGGGUUCAAGGGAAGUCCCGUAGGAUUUGGCACUGAUAUUGGUGGUAGUAUCAGAAUUCCAGCUGCAUUCAAUGGAUUGUAUGGUUUGAGACCGUCUGCUGGACGCUUGCCUUACGAGGGCAUGGCAAAUAGUAUGGACGGCCAGAACUCCGUUUUAUCGGUUGUCGGUCCUCUAUCUACGAGUGUUGGCUCUCUUAGACUACUCGUGCAAAGUUUGCUGUCUCAAGAGCCAUGGUUGCACGAUCCAUUAGUUCUGGAACUUCCCUGGAGAGAUGUGCCGGAUUUGAGUGGAACUCCGCUGACGUUUGGCAUCUUCAAGGAUGAUGGCAUAGUCAAGCCUCAUCCUCCAGUCGCACGUGCUAUCGACAUGGUUGUCACCGCCAUCAAUAGAGCUGGCCAUCAAGUUAUGGAAUGGAGUCCUCCAUCUCAUACUGAGGGUAUACGACUGGUAAAUGAGGUUUACGUCUUGGAUGGAGGUCAUGAUGUACAUUCGGCAUUUGGGCUAACUGGAGAGACCGUUGCCGAUCAAAUUGUGACCAUGUAUGGGAGGACGCCGACUUCUGAGAAAUCAGCUUCAUAUAUAGCUGCAAUCAACAUUGAGAAAAGAAACUACCAGAAGCAAUAUCUGGAAUACUGGAAUAGCACCACUGAGCUGACUGGUACCGGACGUGCAGUUGAUGCAUUCAUCAUGCCGGUAGCAGCGAUUGCAGCAGCUAGGCCGAAAUUGUACAAUUAUUAUGGCUAUUCGACCAUCAUCAAUCUCUUAGACUAUGCAUCCUGUACUUUGCCGGUGACAACAGUCGACAAGGACGUUGAUCAAUUCGACUCAAACCAUGAACCACGGAAUAAGGUGGAUGAGAUUGCUUGGAAAAGCUAUGACCCCGAGAUAUAUGAUGGCGCACACGUCAGUGUCCAGGUGGUUGCUAGGCGUCUUCAGGAGGAGAGAGUGCUGACGCUUACGGAGAUCCUCGCCAGGGCACUUCAAUUGUAA